Messenger RNA from Balaenoptera ricei (Rice's whale), 1609 nucleotides. Its product is annotated as histone H2A.V. Gene Ontology annotation, cellular component: nucleosome. Gene Ontology annotation, molecular function: protein heterodimerization activity; DNA binding; structural constituent of chromatin. The transcript is spliced from 5 exons. Lineage: Eukaryota; Metazoa; Chordata; Mammalia; Artiodactyla; Balaenopteridae. The coding region runs from base 79 to 465 and encodes 128 amino acids. The record is from RefSeq and is a predicted model, not a curated record.
GGCGGCGGUCGGUGCUGCUGGAGCGGCGGCGGCGGCGGCGGCGGCUCGGCGGGACCGAGGGCGGGAGCGGCCGAGACCAUGGCUGGAGGCAAAGCUGGAAAGGACAGUGGGAAGGCCAAGGCUAAGGCAGUGUCUCGCUCACAGAGAGCUGGGUUACAGUUUCCCGUGGGCCGCAUCCACAGACAUUUGAAGACUCGCACCACAAGUCACGGAAGGGUCGGUGCCACUGCUGCAGUGUACAGUGCUGCAAUUCUGGAGUACCUCACUGCUGAGGUGCUGGAGCUGGCAGGUAAUGCUUCCAAGGAUCUCAAAGUUAAGCGGAUCACUCCGCGCCACUUGCAACUUGCAAUCCGUGGUGAUGAAGAGUUGGAUUCUCUUAUCAAGGCUACCAUAGCUGGGGGUGGUGUGAUCCCUCACAUCCACAAGUCUCUGAUUGGAAAGAAGGGACAGCAGAAAACUGCUUAGAGAGUUGUUUUAACCAACCCUCUUCCUCCCCGUCAUUGUACUGUAACUGGGACAGAAGAAAUAAUGAGGAUAUGUGGAAUUUUUAAAACAGUUAAGUGGAAAAGCAUAGACAAUUACUGUAGACAUGAAAAAGAAACAUUUGUAUGUUCUUAGACUCGAAGUUUGAUAAAAAUACCUUUUCAUGUGGCAACAGUUGUGUGUUGAUUGGCUAGGUUUCUCCCAUGUGUUUUAUACAGAAAUGGAAUUGAUAAACCAUUUUUUAAAAAAAUGAUUUGUCUCAAAACCGUUCUGUUUGUGCUGUGUUGAAAAUAUUUUGCUCAUACUUCAAAAUUUUUUAAAUUUCAAAUUGGUUAUAUAUUCAGAAAAAUCUUAAAACAGAAAUUGGGAAUCUACUGCUAUCAUGAUUGAUACCAUAUUAUAUUGAAUCUUGGCUGCUACCUGUUAGUAGUAGGCAGCAAUUAUUUUACAUACCACUAAAGAAAAAAACUGCCAAUUAAACCAUAAUAUGCCGUCAAUUAUGAGAUGCAUCCCAAUUUCAGAGAUGUUAGAGUAUGAAAACAUGCAUUUAGAAUUGAUGAAAUAGGAUAGUGGAAUUAUUUGAAUUAUUUAAUGAGCACUUACUAUGUGGCAAGCCCUGUGCUAAGAGCUUUAUUGAUGAAGAAAUUUUAUUACCCCCAUUUUAAAGAUGUAGAACCUGAGGCUCACAGAAGUUAAAUGGCUUGCCAGAAAACAUUUAUCUAAUAGUUAGAAAAGGGCAGAACUAGGAUAUAAACCUAGAUUUGGCUGACUCCAGAGCCCACACCCUUAACUAGAACUGAAGUUAAGGUUAUCAAAGUUGUCUGCUUUUGGCUUAAAAUUCCAGCUUUUAGUGAUCUUUUAUUGAUACAGUAACAUUUCAGUAAUUUGUACAAUAUUUUAAAAAUUAUUUUUGUUUGUCAGUUUCUGAGUAACUUGUAAGAUUUAAGUUAAUGUAUCAGUUAACGGUCCAUCAGAAAAUUAUAUUUUUCUGCAAGUCUGGAAGUCUUCAUUAAAAAUGGAAAUUCUUUGAUGUUUUAUAAUACAACAGUAUCAAAACAAAACUCUCAUUUUAAAAAACUUAUUUUAUUAUGGAAAUUUUCAAAAAUAAAGAGAAUAGUAUAAUGAA